This is a messenger RNA of Onychomys torridus (southern grasshopper mouse), 3711 nucleotides long. RefSeq names its product BarH like homeobox 1 (gene Barhl1). Gene Ontology annotation, molecular function: DNA-binding transcription factor activity, RNA polymerase II-specific; RNA polymerase II transcription regulatory region sequence-specific DNA binding. The record is from RefSeq and is a predicted model, not a curated record. Gene Ontology annotation, cellular component: nucleus. NCBI's taxonomy places the organism in Eukaryota, Metazoa, Chordata, Mammalia, Rodentia, Cricetidae. The transcript has 3 exons. Bases 770 to 1753 code for a protein of 327 amino acids. Gene Ontology annotation, biological process: regulation of transcription by RNA polymerase II.
AAAGAGAAACAACACACAAAAAAAGCCAGCCCCCAAGUAAAAGUGACACAAGUUCGAUUUUUUUUUUUUUUUAAGGAAGGGGGGGCGGCGAAGGCGCGCGCGGCGGACAGGUGAGAGCAGCAGCGGGAGCCGCGGGGCGCUGUCCGCGGUGCUGACGGCCCCCGGCGAGGCCGAGUGCGCACGCAGGCUCUCCGGGGCCAGGUGGAGCGGCAGGAUCCGCAGGCCGCGGCCGCUGUCCGCGGUGCUGAGGCCUCCAGGUGCGCUCUGUUCGGCCCGCUGGUAGCGCGGCCCGGGCCGGCUGCCCUCCGCCGUGCUGACCCCUGCCCUCGGCCACCGUUUGUUUGCCUGGAGGGAGCGUGCGGUUUGGAUUUUGCUUUUUUAAAAAGACGAUCUUGAUUCAGAUUCCAACAGCCUCGAAUUUCUUCUGUGCCAAAGGGGCCCUCAGGCCGUUCUUCUACCUUUUGGCUCUCCCCAACUUGGCGCGCCCUCCUCCCAUCCCUCCCUGACACUCCCACCACCACCACCCCCCCUCUCGGCUCGGCUGCUCCGCGCGGUGCUGCAGAAGACGCGCUGAACCCUUUUGGAUGUAAUGCGCAGAGGAGGUUGGCCCAGAGCUCCCGGGCUCCCCCAAGGCUGAACUCCGUCCAAGGUGCCCACAGGCUCCCUGCCCGCCUUCCCCAUGCCAGCCCGCAGCUAGGGGCAGGGGCAGCGGCGGCUGGGGUUGGGGGUGGGUGGGGAGCUUUUGGGGAGGACAGGUCGCAGUUUGGCUAUGGAAGGCUCCAAUGGCUUUGGGAUUGACUCCAUUCUCUCCCACCGAGCGGGCAGCCCCGCCCUUCCCAAGGGGGACCCCUUGCUUGGGGACUGCCGUUCACCCCUGGAGCUGAGUCCGCGCUCAGAGAGCAGCAGCGACUGCUCUUCGCCAGCCUCGCCGGGAAGAGACUGUCUGGAGACCAGUACCUCGCGGCCCGGUGCGGCAUCUGGCCCAGGUUUGGAUUCUCACCUGCAGCCGGGGCAGCUUUCCGCCCCAGCCCAGUCGCGAACCGUCACCUCCUCCUUUCUGAUCAGGGACAUCCUUGCUGACUGCAAACCUCUCGCGGCCUGUGCACCCUACUCUAGCAGCGGGCAGCCUGCAGCCCCUGAGCCUGGGGGCCGCCUUGCGGCCAAGGCCGGGGAGGACUUUCGGGAUAAGCUGGACAAAAGUGUCAGCAGCGCCUCGUCGGACUCUGAAUACAAAGUGAAGGAGGAGGGUGACCGGGAGAUCUCCAGCUCUAGGGACAGUCCCCCUGUGCGCCUGAAAAAGCCACGAAAAGCGCGCACCGCCUUCACUGACCAUCAGCUGGCGCAGCUGGAGCGUAGCUUCGAGAGGCAGAAAUACCUGAGUGUGCAAGACCGCAUGGAGCUGGCUGCCUCGCUCAACCUCACUGACACGCAGGUCAAGACCUGGUACCAGAACCGCAGGACUAAAUGGAAGCGACAGACGGCCGUGGGGCUGGAGCUGCUGGCGGAAGCAGGCAAUUACUCUGCGCUCCAGAGAAUGUUCCCGUCGCCUUAUUUCUACCCUCAGAGUCUCGUUUCCAACCUGGACCCCGGUGCCGCGCUCUAUCUGUACCGCGGCCCCAGUGCGCCACCGCCUGCCCUCCAGAGACCUCUGGUGCCCCGCAUCCUCAUCCACGGACUCCAGGGCGCCAACGAGCCGCCCCCGCCGCUGCCCCCGCUGCCCGGCGUCCUCCCGCGUGCCGCGCAGCCUCGGUGAGGGGCCCUCUUGCCCCUAGCCAUGCUGGGGGGGGGGUCCCCCAGCUCAGGCUGGGCGCGGGUCCCUCCGGUCGCCCCGGGGCAGGGCUGCCCGGCUCCCCGAGGUGCCGCAACCUAGUGUCUCCGAGGGGGAUAAAUCCCUUGGCUGCGUCCUCUCUCCUGGCUGCUCCACCCCAGAGCCACUUCCACCUGCAGGAUGUACAUACGCACCCCUGCCCACCUCCCACCCAACCCCAAGUCCCUGCGGGCUUCCCUAAGUGUCUCCUGUCCCCUCAGCAGCAGGUCAGGGGACGCCGGUGACUGGCUCUCUCCGGUGCCCCAGCCUCGGGUCCACCCUUCUCCCUGCGCCUCUGCGGGACAGGGUGGGAGUGUUGUACGGAGCUUUCCCCCAUCUCCUUUAUUCUCCCUGAGCCCCGGGCUAGCGGCAGAGCUGUACAGUGUGCAAAGUGUAUAUGAAGUUAUUUAUUCGUGACCCAUGAGCCCGUGACAGUGUCCGUGAAUCAGUGAGUCUGUGGCCUGUGCCCUCUUCGUCCUGGGUGGGGCAGGAAGGGGCAGAGAGGGCUUGCCCAUGCAUCUGGGCCCCCAGCCCCACUUCCCUUCCACCCAGGUCCCGGGGCAGCCAGGCUUCUUGGGUUCUCUUUUUUAAAUGUGGAAAUAAACUUCUUACAAAUGACCAGGCGCCUGUCCGCGCUACCGUCCGUUGGUCCCCGCUCAGGCCCUCUCCCACCUCCCUCCUUCAUAAGAAACUUCGGCAUCUUACACUAACUACAUUUCCUUCCAUUCACAAAAAGUAAAGUUUUCUCUCCCUCUUGCCCCGCUCCACGGUUCCUGGGUGCUAUGGUCAUACGCAGAUCCCUGUUGGACUUCCAGGGCUCUCCCGGUUUCCACGUGGAGGCGAGCCUGUAGCUCUUGGCCUCCCCAUCUGAUUCGCCCUGCUUCCACACGGGGACCACGGGCGAGGCCAGCGCCUGGCCUCCCUCUGCGGCGUGUCAGGCCUCGAAGCACUCGUUGAGCCGACUCAUCUGGCUCAGACUAGGGCGCCGGCAGCUGGUGACCGGCCCUACGGGCGCGGGGCAGACAGAUGGACUCCGAAGCCGCCCCCUGUUGCCCCACCCUCCUCCGCCCGGCGCCCUCCGCUCUGGCUACCCGCAGCUCCUAGUCUCUAAUGCCUGGUAGGACCCCACGGGCCUUCACGAGCUUGACGCCACAUCAGGCAACCGCUUUGCCCUGGGAGAAAUAGGAGCGGGGUAGGGGGCAGAUCGCACCACCCGCCUCUGGCUCUGAGAUCUCAGGGGAGUCAGGCUCCAGAUCGCGUUCAAAGGGCCAAGGUCAUAUCUUGACCUCGUUCGGUCUCCAGGGAUGUGGGCGCAGGUGCUGCCCUCCCCCACACCACCUGCAGCACACUGACCAACAAGAUGGAAGAAAUGCCGGGAAGUUUGGAUGCUUGCAAGCAAAGUACCCUCCCAGCAUUUCUGGCCCAACUGUUCUGGGAGAAGACCUGGCAGUGGAGGAAGGGGGCGAUUCAGAAAGUAACCCCCGCCCCGCAACCACAGCCAGUUCGGCUACUGUUUCCUCCCCACCCCCAGCAUCCUCACACCCAGGCUUUUCUUUUCUGGGAUGGUGGGGGUAUUAUUCUAAUUUUGCAAAAUGCACAGCAGCUAAUUAAGUCAAGGAGCCCCUCGGCUUUCAAGUUCUUUUGCAUGUGAAUGCGGGUUGGUAAAUCCCUCGAUCUGGCUGUGGUGGGGUGUGAGGGGGGACUGUCCCCAACUCAGGGUUAAUGAAGUGGGAAAGGAGUCUCUCAUAGCCUCCUGCAAACAAAACCCCCCAAGCAACAAACCCUGCCCAAAUCCUACACGGAUUGACUUAAACCCAGGGGAUAAGUGCUUUAAAUUAAUCUCAUUGAAUAAGAAUGAGACCAAACAAAACUCUUUAAAAUCAUAUUAAAAAUCUAUCAAAGGA